AAAAGACUUGUUCAUCUUCCAAGUUAACGACCCUUCUUGCUUUCGGGAUCAUCUAGUAUCAUUACCGAAUCAGAAUCUAUCGGUCUCUGACAUCCGAGCCUCGAAGUCAUCGUCAUGCUUUUUGGAUCUUCCCAUCUGAAAGUCUGCGGGGUGCACAUCAGCUGUUCUCGCUUUACAAAUCUAUACACUUGUAGUCGUAUAUACUAUUUCUUUCUCCACUACGGUUUGGUUGAUUAAAGGAUUUGAUCUUUUAGCUCAGACUCAUAUUCUCCUUUGAGAUUUGUGUAUUCCCAUAUAUAUUCCAUCUACACCAGAAUAUAUUUUCUUUUUUGGUGGGUAAUUCCUGAGAAUUAAUCAGAGAGAAAAACAGUGGAAGACUGAACGUGAUCUGGCGGUCCCGGUGACACCUCCGCCACCGAGAUGGCCGCACCACCACCUAGUAGCCGGCUACAAGUUAUGUUACAGUCGGCGGUGCAGACGGUUCAAUGGACUUAUAGUCUCUUCUGGCAAUUAUGUCCACAACAAAGGGUCAUGGUAUGGGCUGCUGGGUAUUACAAUGGAGCAAUAAAGACUAGGAAGACAGUGCAGCCGAUGGAAGUUACCGCCGAAGAGGCAUCGCUGCAAAGAAGCCAACAGCUCAGGGAGCUCUACGAUACACUGUCCGCCGGAGAGUCGAACCAGCCAACACGCCGUCCUUCUGCUGCCUUGUCGCCGGAGGAUUUGACGGAAUUGGAAUGGUUCUAUUUGAUGUGUGUCUCUUUCUCUUUUCCUCCUGGAGUGGGCUUGCCUGGAAAGGCCUAUGUAAAGCGGCAUCAUGUAUGGCUUACCGGCGCCAAUGAAGUCGAUAGCAAAGUCUUUUCUAGAGCUAUUCUAGCCAAGAGUGCCCGCGUACAGACUGUCGUAUGCAUUCCACUACUCGAUGGUGUUGUGGAGCUAGGAUCAACAGAAAGGGUUCAAGAGGACCUUGGUUUCAUCCAACAGGUGAAGAGCUUUUUCAUUGACCACAACCACCUGCCUCUACCCCCCAAGCCUGCUCUUUCUGAGCAUUCCACGUCAAACCCAGCCUCAUCAUCAGACCAUGCACGUUUUCAAUCCGUUUCAAUGCCAUCUACGUAUGCAACAGAAGAUCCACUGGCCAAUACCAAUCAAAUAGAUGCUGAAGAAGAAGAAGAAGAGGAAGAGGAAGAAGAUGAGGACGACGAGGAAGAAGGAGAAGAAGAAGAAGAGGCGGACAGAGACUCAGAAGCUGAAACAGUCCGUAACAGUGGGCUGUCCAGGUCUCAACAAAACUAUCAAACUGUUACACAAGGUGUACCCGCGGCCCCUGGAGCGUCUGAGCCGAGUGAGCUAAUGCAGCUGGAUAUGUCGGAGGAUAUUAGGGUUGGGUCACCUGAUGAUGGCUCCAAUAACUUGAACUCGGAUUUCCACUUGCUAGCCGUGAGCCAAGCCGGAAAUCCAACCGAUCAUAAACCUCGAGCUGACUUGUAUAGGGCAGAGUCCAGUCGUAGAUGGCCAAUCUUGCUAGACUCGUUGGGCAACAAUCUUCAACUUCCUCAUUCAGGUAUGAUUCUACUUGGGCUUUCACAACCUUAUAGACACAACAUCUAAUAAAAUAACCCAUCUUUGCUCUCUUG
Ilex paraguariensis (yerba mate) is the source of this 1634-nucleotide messenger RNA. Lineage: Eukaryota; Viridiplantae; Streptophyta; Magnoliopsida; Aquifoliales; Aquifoliaceae. The record is from the annotation of a GenBank genome assembly.